AUGGCGAGCUCCCCCAGCAAGUCCCUAUGUGCUACAUUCGACGACGACGCACAAAUGAAGAUCACAGUAAACCUAGGCGGAUACACCACACAGGUCCUGAUAGACUCAGGAGCCCAAGGAAACUUUAUCGCACCCCGAAUAGUGCAACAGCGAGAAAUACCAUGGAAUCAGAAGCAAAACCCUUACCGACUAAGGAAUGUGGAAGGGAAAGAAGUCGAGUAUGGCGGAGGCAGCAUUGAUCAGGAGACAGCGCAACUCCCUUUGCUCUACCAUGGCCAUCAGGAGCUUAUCAGCCUCGACAUCACGGAGAUAGGAAACCACGACGUUACCGGCCGAAUAAAAUUCAAUCCAGCCUCUGAGAAGCACUCGACGAAGGCCUCAUGCGGAUUACUAGCAGCAACCAGAGCAAGACCACGCCUGAUGCUAAGGAUAAAAGACAUUGGCACUAGGACGCUAGCAGCCACGACGAUUGACAAAGUCACGGAAGAUCCAAUGUCAAAGAUACCUGUUGAAUACAGGGUCUACAGCAAACUCUUUGCACCAGAACUCGAGACCGGAUUACCGGAACACAGCAAGUGGGAUCACAAGAUCGAAAUUAAGGAAGGACACGAACCCACCUUUAACAAAAUAUACCCACUCAACCAAAAGGAAAUGAAAGCCUUAGACGAAUGGCUUGACGAAAAUCUUGCGAAAGGAUUCAUCAGACCUUCGAAAUCACCCGCAGGAUACCCCGUACUAUUCGUACCAAAGAAGAACGGGAAGAAAAGACUUUGUGUCGAUUAUCGACGACUCAACGAUAUUACGAUCAAAGACUGUUACCCACUGCCCCUCAUAUCGGAACUAAGAGACCUACUCUACGAGGCCCAAUGGUUCACAGCCUUGGACCUUAAAGGAGCCUACAACCUUAUCCGAAUUGCAGAAGGAGAUGAGUGGAAAACAGCCUUCCGAACGAGAAGAGGACAGUUUGAAACGUUAGUCAUGCCAUUUGGACUCACCAACGCACCGGCUACAUUCCAAACUAUGAUCAACCAAGUACUACGGGAAUAUCUGGACAAGUCUGUUGUUGUGUACCUCGACGACAUCCUUAUAUUCUCCAAAACGUUGGAAGAACACAAGAAGCAUGUCCACGAGAUUCUCAAAGCACUCGAACAAGCGAAGCUACUUGUGGAACCAGAGAAGAGUCUGUUUCACAAACAGGAAGUAGAAUUUUUAGGGUUCACAAUCACGCCAGGCGUAAUCAAGAUGUCCCCUAACAAAAUCAAGGCUGUGCAAGAAUGGCCUACACCAGAAAACCCGAAGGACAUACUAUCCUUCUUAGGAUUUACAGACAAACAACAGAAAGCGUUCCAAGAAGUCAAGGACAAGGUCACAUCGGAACCCGUCAUCCAGAUUCCGAACCCUGAGAAGCCCUUCGAGCUCGAAACGGAUGCUUCGAACGAAGCUGAAGGAGCGCAGCUAGGCCAAAGGGACGAGAACGGAGUCCUACACCCCUGUGGAUUCUUUUUAAGGAAGUUCCAAGGACCUGAACUGAAUUACCAGAUCCAUGAUAAGGAACUUAUAGCAAUUAUCGACGCAUUCAAAGAAUGGAGACCCCAACUAUCAGGAACAAAGUACGAAGUCAAAGUGUACACGGAUCACAAGAAUCUGGCACACUUCACCACUUCGAAAGAGCUCAACAAACGACAAAUCAGAUGGUCAGAAUUCCUCUCAGAAUUCAACUUCAGAAUCAUCUACAGGAAAGGAUCAGAAAACGGCAGAGCAGACGCGCUCAGCCGAAGACCCGAUUACAAGGACGAAGUCCUAGAAGAAACUCAGGUUAUCCUUAAAAAAGACAAUGGCGACCUCGUACCCGCCGCGAAACUCUUAAUGAUCGGCGACCGUGUCAAGACCAGCACGACUGGAAGAAUGACACACGACCAGAUCAGGGAGAUACACAGCGCACCCGCUCACGGUCACCAAGGAUCUGCGCAAAAAUACGACAGUAUACUAGUGGUUGUGGAUAGAUUCACGAAGUACGCGUAUUUCAUACCAUACUUGGAAUCAAGCACGGCAGAAGACUUAGCAUACACCUUUCUCAGGAUCAUUGUCAGCCAACACGGCCUGCCCCAGGAAAUAGUGUCAGACAGAGGAUCAGUCUUUACGUCCAAGUUUUGGAGAUCCCUGAUCUCGCAGCUCGGAGCAAAGCACAGCCUCAGCACUGCCUUCCACCCGCAGUCCGACGGACAAACGGAAAGAAUCAUCCAGAUCCUGGAAACGUACCUAAGGAGUUAUGUGAACUACGACCAGGACAACUGGGUCAAGUUGUUACCAACCGCACAGUUCGCAUACAACAGUUCAAUAGGAGAAAGCACGCGAGAAUCACCUUUCUUCCUCAACUAUGGAUUCAACCCUACCGCUUAUGGAGAACCCCGAACCGGCUCUGCCGCGAUAAAAGCAGUAGCAGACAUCAAGAAACUUAAGGAAAUCCAACAAAAACUACCCCAAGAACUCGAAUUCGUACGGCAAAGAAUGAAGAAACACGCCGACCGACAUAGGGUGAGAGGCCCACCCCUAAAAGAGGGAGGUAGCGCCUAUCUCAUACGGCGAAACAUCAAAACGAAACGACCUAGCGACAAACUCGACUUCAAAAAACUAGGACCUUUCGAAAUCACGAAGAAAAUUUCCGAAGUUAACUACAAGCUGAAACUACCGGAAACAAUGAAAUGUCACCCAGUCUUUCACGUCUCAUUAUUAGAACCAGCACCAGACGGUACACACACCGAAGACUGCAUCAUUAUGGAAACAGAUGACACCGAAUACGAAGUAGAACGCAUUCUAGACCACCGGAGGAAUGACGAAACAACAGAAUACUUCAUUAAGUGGAAAAACUAUGGACACGAAGACGAUUCGUGGGAACCAGCUAACGUCGCACACCCACUUCUCGCACACCCCCACAUUUCGCACACCCAUAAAUCGCUCAUGUAG
Colletotrichum truncatum is the source of this 2964-nucleotide messenger RNA. Lineage: Eukaryota; Fungi; Ascomycota; Sordariomycetes; Glomerellales; Glomerellaceae. The record is from RefSeq and is a predicted model, not a curated record.